AUGUCCCCGAUCCCAAUAUUUGGAACGGGUCUUGAGGCAGAAUACACCAACAUAGUCCAAAUUGUGGAAACCCAGAUUGAAACUUUGACAUACAAGGCAUGGAGGCGCUACGAAGUGAUUGAGAAACUAGAUAGUCUUUGUCGCGAGCUGGUAUUCCAGGCAACCUGCGAUGAACGCAAGCCUCGCAGCCAUCUUCUUGGGUAUGCCCAAUUCCAACGCUUCUCCAUGACACUCAGACUUUGCUUACCUGAGGCAAUCCUGGUUCUUACCAGUGACUGGACCAGUUACCAGGUAAGUAAUCGGUCAUUUGACUGGAUGAGAGAGGAUGAGAUUGAGUAUAGCGCAGCAUGUAUCCUCAAGGAGGCGCUUUUCGCCGCGCAAUCAACUGACUGGUAUCUCUGA
Molecule: messenger RNA, 402 nt
Organism: Penicillium vulpinum
Lineage: Eukaryota; Fungi; Ascomycota; Eurotiomycetes; Eurotiales; Aspergillaceae
Exons: 1
Coding region: 1-402 (133 amino acids)
Source: RefSeq, a predicted model, not a curated record